This is a messenger RNA of Frankliniella occidentalis (western flower thrips), 4467 nucleotides long. RefSeq lists its product as uncharacterized. The coding region runs from base 646 to 3705 and encodes 1019 amino acids. The transcript has 13 exons. The record is from RefSeq and is a predicted model, not a curated record. NCBI's taxonomy places the organism in Eukaryota, Metazoa, Arthropoda, Insecta, Thysanoptera, Thripidae.
GCUGCUCGCGCCCGCUAUCACACCUGUUGGGCCAGACGUACGCGACGCACUCGCGGCCCGCCCCCGCAGCCAUGGCAACCCUGGACCCGGCGGCGGCCUCGCCGACCACGACGGCGACGGUCGCCGCCGUCCUCCUCGUGCUCACGUCCUCGUCGGCGACCUGCUCGGCCACCCACUCACAGCAGCCAGCGGACGUCACCAGGUGGGCGAACCCUGCCACGACGGACAACAAGGGUGGCAGCAGGCUGGUGUUCGAGUUCUACACCAGCCCCGAGCCGGGCGCCGCCGCCGACGUCAUGAGGAGCGGGCCCGAGGCGUCUGCGUCGUCGGGCUCCUCCCCCAACAAGGCUGCCGCCCUGGCGAGUAGCACGCCGUCCUCCUCUUCUUCGUUCGUCGGCGAGCGCGAACCUGCACCAUCCCAGCCGCCCCACGCCCUCAGCCCGCAGUCGAGCUCCCGGCACCCCAGUGUCAUACCUGUCGGAACUGCUUGAGAUGGUGGGAGGGAAUGUGUCUUGCGGUGCUACCCAUCAACUCCUUCUGUCCCCAGUGUGAACCAGUGUGCGUCUGGGCCCGAGGAUCGUGAUCAUUCAUAUAUUUGCCUUCAUCAAGGUUCAACAAUAGAUUGCUGGAACAUUUCUAGGAAACAUGGAUAGAAACUCUGCCAUGAAUCCAUCAAAUUAUGGUGCACACUCUGCAUGGCACACUACUCGUAAUGACGGCAUGGGCAAUCUUGGAGAAAUUCCAUCAGUGUGGCCACCUUGGGCAUCUUUACAACCGCACAACAAAGAUCAAAAUGUUCUUCUGGAGAAGGAUUCACUGAGAGCAGCCACUUCAGCCCUUCCCUUAACUAACCACUACAAAACUUCACAUGAUUUACAUUAUGCUCACUACCCUCAUAGUACAUAUUCUGCCCACCAGAGAUUAGCCAAUACUGAUAAUAGUUACUUAGGAAAUAAUGCUACUCCUGCACUGUCUAAUGUUAGAAGAGAACAAAAUAUACAAUUAGGCGAACUUGCACUACAAAAACAGGUUGAAUUACCCAACUCUCAUGAAGGUGCACCUGUGAACCGACAUACAAAGGAUUGUGGGCAGCCAAAUAUUAGAGAAAACCAUUCUAUUCAAAGAAUAUCCCAUCCAAAUGAUGGCAGUAAUCCGUCACAGAACGUGUCUUGUUCAACCUCAUCAGACCUUGGGGGAAAAAGCACAGGAGAAGAAAAUUUAGGGACCAACCAAAAGAAUGCACCAACAGCAGCUCAUUGGAAAGAAUUUCUAACAGGAUUAAGAACGGGGCACUAUGAGAUGUCAGACACAUUUCGACAUCAUUUGGAUCCAGAGGCACCUGUUCAUCUUCCUGAGGAUUAUGGUAAAUCGGAUGCAGAAUCUGACCAUGAAACAACAACAGACAAGGCACCUAAACAACCCAAGAAAACUAAAGUAAUGGAGGCAAAAGAAGCUCUGAAUCGAGGUCAAGCUCAUAUAAAUGCAAAAGGGAAGCUUAUUAGGGCUCGAAGGAUGGGAGAAGGCUGUGCAUCAAAAGGCUGCAGGUUUAAAUGUGAAGAACGUAUCACUAAAGAGGCCAGAACUAAUAUUUUUGAAUAUUUUUGGAAUCUGGGUAAUCACCAAUUACAAUGGCUUUUUAUAGCCAUGCAUACAAGUGUACGUGCACCUAAACAAAGAACUCAAGAUCCAAUCAGGUCAAGGAGAAAAACAUCUCGCUCUUACUUCUUUCGCCAAGGAACUGCAAAGAUUCCUGUCUGUAAAACAAUGUUUCUUCACACAUUGGAUGUUUCGGAUUCCUGGGUUGACACGGCCAUUUCAAAAGCUGCCAAUGGAGUAGUUGUGGCUCCUGACUGUAGAGGAAGACACACCAAGGCAACACGGGAUGGAAAUUCAGGCACUAAUGCUCCUGCUGAAGAACAACAAGUGACAAAAAAAAAGAAGCGACGGAAGAAGACUAAAGUGUUUGCUGAAGCUCUGCCAACUGUGAAUGAAUCCACAUCUCAAGAAAGUAUGCUUCCUUUACAAAAUAUUGCCAAUAGAGAUUCAGACAAAUCCAAAUCAUCUGGUUCAAAAGACUCAGACAGCAUGCUUCACGGAAAUUCUGAGGGUAGGCUGUACAACAUGCCACUUGGCUCUUCUAUGGAAGCCAGGAAUCUAUGUGGUCCACUCGUCAACAACUCUCUUGGUUAUGCAGGAAGUCCCCAUAUUGACGGUGGCAGGGACGGGGCGGGUGGACCGGGGACUGCGGACAUGCCGAACCCAGCGCUGCUCCGCCUGCAGUCCGUGCUCCCCGGGAUCCUGUCGGGGAAUCUCGGCAACCUUGGCCACCUGGGCAACCUACCCCUCGGCGACCUCUCCGACACCCCGUACCACUGGAUGGUGGGGUCGGGCGGUGUCGGCGGCGCCCCUGGGGGUGAGGUGGCCUCUGCGGGCGGCUCCGCGGGCGGAGCUGCCGACGCGCUGGCCGCCAACGCGCCCCCCAAGCCCAAGAAGCGGAAGCGCGCCGACGUGAGCGCAGCUCUGGGCGCGGCCGCGACCGGGAUGGGGGUGGGCGUCGGCGGCCUCCUGGGGGCCGCGUCCGUCCCCGAGGCCUUCCGCCAUCACCUCAACCCGGAGACGCUCGGUCUCCGGGACCUGCCCAACGGCGCCGUCGUGGCGCCCCUGCUGGAGGGCAAGCUCCGGCUGUCGGCCUCCUCGGCGUCGGCCGGGUCGUCGUCGACGGCCUCGGACAAGCAGCGCGCCCGCCAACGCGAGCCCGCGCGCUGGAGGGCCAACCUGUGCAAGGAGGCGCUCAACACGGGCAAGGAGCACGUGAACCUCAAGGGGAAGGUGGUCCGCGCCAGGCACCUCGGCGAGGGCUGCGUCGACACGUGCCGUUUUAGGUGCAAGGACCGUCUCGAAGAGGAGGACAGGCAGGCCAUCUUCAACCACUUCUGGAGCCUGGGCGACCACCAGCUGCAGUGGCUGUUCAUCUCCAGGCACACUCGCGUGCGCGAGCCCAAGCACCGCACCACCAACGUGGACCCGGAGCUGUCGCGCCGCAAGACGACCCGCAACUACUUCUUCACCGUGUUCCGCGCCGAGCCCAGCUCGCGCCGCGGCUACGAGACCGAGUGCGAGAUCCCGGUCUGCAAGACCAUGUUCCUGCGCACGCUCGACGUGUCGGACUCGUGGGUCGAGUCUGCCAUCGCCAAGGUGCACCGGGCCCAGGGCGGCGGCCGGGACGACGGCGCGGUCGUGGACCGCAGGGGCCGGCACCGCAAGGCGACGCGUCGCGUCCCCGCGCACAUCGUCGAGACGGUGCGGCAGCACUGCCGCCUCUUCCCUCGCUCGGGGAUCCCGCCCAACUCCAAGGGCUUCCAGCGCCAGUGCCUCGCGGACGGCCACUCCGUCAGCAAGAUGCACCGCAUGUACCUGGACUGGAUGCAGCAGCAGGCGCUGCUGGCCGCGCCUGGUGCGCCCGCCGCGCCCACCGCCACCCUCAGGCAGUACCGGGACAUCCUGGCGGCCGAGCUGCGCGCCGAGUUCAAGGUGGCCAAGCAGGAGGGGUCCGAGGACGGCGACUUUGCCGAGGCCGAAGGCGGAGACACGACAGGCUGGGGCGGCGGCGUCCCUUGCCAGGGCCAGGGCGGCGAUGACGAGGAGGAGUACAUGGAAGUGCCUGUCAAGGCGGACUUUAUUGCCGGGAGCAGUGUCAGUUUUUAGUUGUAGCCCUGUUGAUCUUGUCACCUGAAGUACAAUGGGUACUGUGGUAUCCAGUUUCCUCUACUGAGUAGUGUAAAAUAAGACCUAAUAUUAUUUUUAUUGUUUUGGUGAUUUUGAAAGGCAGUCUUAUGACAAGAAAAAGAUCUGUGUUCAUGAAUAUUUGUUUGGUGUCUGUAAGUUUUGAUAAAUACUUUUUGUUGAGUAAAAUUUCUAGCAACUACUAAACCAAAUAUGAAUGUGACGGGCCUUUUGUGACUAGUCCCCUGAAAAUUAUUGCAUAUUUUUAUUUUUGUAAAACAGUUAAAGGGCGUCAUCAAAUUAUGAUGAAUGUUUUUAUACCACUUUUGUGUGAUGAAGAUAGUUAUUUGAUUGUAAUCCUAUUUUUGUUUAGUCUCGUGGUUAAGUAGAUUUUAUACUUGUUAUUUAAAAUUCUUUAAGCUCCUUUGCUUAGAAUUUUAAAUCAAAAUUUACAAGACAGGGUCUGUGCUGCUUGGAUGAAAGGUCUGAAAAAUUUUGUGCAUUAGCUAAUUAUGGUUUUGGUAAUGUAAUAGCUGACAUUCCUUCAAAACUGCCUCAACAAUACACAUUCAGACAGUAUAAUUUUCAUUCCAUGACGAUGUAAGUAGAUAAUCAGGGAUUAUAAAUACUGAUUUGUUGAACUUUAAAAAUUCACUGAACAGCACUGUUUUAAAAACAUUUUGUUUCAGAAAUCCAAAUAAAUAUCUAUUCGUCCCGUGGUGCGAAUAGUCAUUACGUUAUUGA